AUGCGUCUGCAGGGCCUGGAGCAGCGAUCUACGACAAGCAAAAACUCACUCUUGGCUUCUGUUGCGGAUGAUAUCGGCGCAACUUUCAUUUCUAUCGCGAAUCAUGCGAAUGCUGGCAACCUGGACGACGCGGAUCUAGGACCAUUUGAAAACGUGGCGAGAAUCAUACACCAAGCCAGCAAUGUGGAGCAGCAGGUACUGAAAAGCCAAGUGCAGCGGUUAAAGAGGGGUAACCGCGGGCUCCGACGUGAGUACCAGAAGCUAUAUGGGUUUGUCGAGAGGCUGGGUCGGGAAUAUGAUGGGAAAUUACUAGCUCUAAAGGAUCGGGAAGGUCAGCUGCAGACGCAAGUGAAAGAUCUGAAGGCGGAUCGAGAGCUAUGGCGAUUACACAUCGGUUUGAAGCCAUGUCAUAUUGAGACCAAAAAUGUUCCUGAGAUCUCAGAGGCACUGAGAGAAAGGGGGAAAACCCGGGCAGUCGACGGCGAACCUGAUGGAGAGCGGAAAGAGGAUGACGUCCAUUUCAACACGGAGAUGGAGUAUUGA
Penicillium macrosclerotiorum is the source of this 543-nucleotide messenger RNA. RefSeq lists its product as uncharacterized. The transcript has a single exon. The record is from RefSeq and is a predicted model, not a curated record. Lineage: Eukaryota; Fungi; Ascomycota; Eurotiomycetes; Eurotiales; Aspergillaceae. Bases 1 to 543 code for a protein of 180 amino acids.